Helobdella robusta is the source of this 393-nucleotide messenger RNA. RefSeq lists its product as hypothetical. NCBI's taxonomy places the organism in Eukaryota, Metazoa, Annelida, Clitellata, Rhynchobdellida, Glossiphoniidae. The transcript has 5 exons. Bases 1 to 393 code for a protein of 130 amino acids. The record is from RefSeq and is a predicted model, not a curated record.
AUGAAAAUCAGAUCAGGCAUUCUGCCUCGCUUGAAGCAGUUGAAGCUUCCAGAGGAGUUCAUCGUGGAAGAUCAGAAUGGUUGUGAUGUCACGCUACGUUCGUUUAUUCAGUGGCAAAGAAUGCACGCCUGGCUGGGGUUGAAGCUUCCAGAGGAGUUCAUCUUGGAAGAUGUCAGGCUACGUUCGUUCAUUCAGUGGCAAAGAAUACACGCCUGGCUGGGAUACGUUUUAUUCUUUUUUCUCAGUAAUUUAACAUUAAGAGGACUGGCACCAGUUUUGGAGGACAACGUAGAACCAGACCGCAUUCAACAUUCUGCCUUUGUCGAAUGGACGACGAAUGAUGAGAGGUGGACAGUGGUGGGCGUCAGAAUGUUUCAGAUGGUGGUCUCAUGA